This is a messenger RNA of Nicotiana attenuata, 857 nucleotides long. RefSeq names its product probable serine/threonine-protein kinase WNK11. Bases 84 to 623 code for a protein of 179 amino acids. Gene Ontology annotation, molecular function: protein serine/threonine kinase activity; ATP binding. Gene Ontology annotation, biological process: intracellular signal transduction; protein phosphorylation. The record is from RefSeq and is a predicted model, not a curated record. NCBI's taxonomy places the organism in Eukaryota, Viridiplantae, Streptophyta, Magnoliopsida, Solanales, Solanaceae. Gene Ontology annotation, cellular component: cytoplasm. The transcript is spliced from 2 exons.
UCAUUUGCCACUGCCUAAUGCCGUGAUUCUCUGGCUUACGCCUCUCAAUUGCUCUACCUCUCCAUUUUGCCAAAGAGCAUAAAAUGCCGUCUGCUAGUCCUGAUCCAAUUGAUGAAGAGAGGGAGCCAUUUGCUGAGGUUGAUCCAUCCGGGAGAUUCGGCCGAUACACCGAGCUACUAGGCCAUGGUGCAGUGAAGAAAGUAUACAGGGCAUUUGACCUAGAAGAAGGCAGAGAUGUGGCCUGGAAUCAGAUUAAGUUGAGCAAAUUCAGCGACACGCCUUAUAUCAUCGAUAAGAUCCAUUCGGAGAUUGCAUUGUUGAAGAACUUGAAGAAUGACAACAUCAUAGUACUAUAUCAUGUCUGGAAAGACAAUGAACAUAACAUCCUCAAUUUCAUCACUGAGGAAUGUGCCUCUGGUAAUUUAAGGGAUUAUAGGAAGAAGCAUCGUCACGUUUCGAUUAAGGCGUUGAAGAAGUGGUCUAGGCAAAUACUACAGGGCUUGGAUUAUUUACACACUCAUGACCCUUGUGUCAUUCAUAGAGACCUCAAUUGCAGUAACAUCUUUAUCAAUGGGAAUGUUGGAAAGGUAAUUAAUCAACUCAUUCACUUUAUCUUUAGUUGAUGUGCAUUUAAAUCUGUUGAAUGUUUAGCUUACUGUUUCUAUCUUCUGAAGAAUUUGAGAUCUUAAUCCUGAAAGUAAUAUUUGGAAGUGUGUUACUGUCUCAAGUAGUUAAAUGGUAGUUAUUCUGGGAAUUCAAAAAUUAUCGGCACUGCGCAUACGCUCGUGUGCGCGUGUGUGAAAAAAUACUAAAAUUUCAAUAAACCAAAAGUACAGUGUAUAAGAACCUUGUAUAGG